Cucumis sativus (cucumber) is the source of this 2247-nucleotide messenger RNA. RefSeq names its product putative recombination initiation defects 3. Gene Ontology annotation, cellular component: nucleus. The transcript has 12 exons. Gene Ontology annotation, biological process: microsporogenesis; meiotic DNA double-strand break formation; embryo sac development. Lineage: Eukaryota; Viridiplantae; Streptophyta; Magnoliopsida; Cucurbitales; Cucurbitaceae. The record is from RefSeq and is a predicted model, not a curated record. The coding region runs from base 143 to 1378 and encodes 411 amino acids.
UCAAGCUUGGAAAUCCUUCUCAUUUCAAUACUGCAAAACGAUUGUUGGUUGCGAUCGAUCCACAACCAUUCUUCCAUAGCUCGAUCGACCAGUCGAAGAGUUUUUGGCUUCACAGUUCUCGCUCAAAGAGUGUUUCUAUCAAAUGCGGCUGAAGAUAAACAAGGCCUGUGAUCUCAGUUCUAUCUCCGUUCUUCCUCCUCAGUCCAGAAGGUUAAAUGCGUUAACGACUGGGCAGCAAGCAUCACAGUUGCGAUCACAACCUUCGCAACAAUCCUUUUCUCAGGGAUUGUCAUCUCAGCACGGCAUGUAUUCUCAACUUUCUCAGAACUCUUUUGACGAAGUCGUGACAAAUGAACAGAGAUUUAGCUCUCAAGACCGAGAAAACUCAAUUAAGAAGAAUUCCUUUUUUCCUCCUGUAAGUUACUCCAAAGAAGAUAGUCAAUUGGGAAUCUCUAAAUCUUCAACCAGUUUAACACAAAAAUGGAGACCUAGUCCUCUUCCGGACUCUAAGUGUCAAGUUGGUGAAGAACUUGACCGCCGCCUUGGAACUAUAGAAAACUCAGUAAACAAGUUUGGAAAGAUCUUGGAUUCUCUUCUCAGUGACAUCUUACAACUAAACAAAGGAAUGAAGCAAGUUUCUCUGGAUGUGGAAAGCAUAUGGCAAAAGAUGCUUAUUAACAGUAGCUCGCUGCAAUCCAUGAACAAAGACCACGAUGACAUGAAAGCUAUCAUUGAUGGAGGCUUCAAAUUGAUAUCCGAUCAACUUAAGAAGGAUGCAUACCAAGAAAGGUUGCAUGAGAUUUCGGAUUUUCUUUCUUCAUUGGAAAAGCAAGUACAAGCUUCUCAACUUAAAUUAAAAAAUGACUUCAUCAGCACAUUCACCAAAGAAAUGAAGGCAAUGAUCUGUACCUUGAAGAACCCCUUGCAGAAAUUUCCACCUCACUCUAUUCAAUCUCCCGAGAGUAAUGCUUGUUUGGAUGUUCCAAAGCAGAAGCAACGUCGAUGUAAAAUUCAAUCUGCGGCUCCAAAUGUUUGCACUCAAGCAACUGGAGUACAAAAGGAGGAAGUAGGAAUGUGGAAAUCAGUAAAAGUGGGAAAGGCGUUUUGCACUAGUAGUGUGGUGAAAAGGGAUGAUCCAAAUAAAGUAAUUCCAUUUUCUGAACAGCAGCAGUGCCUGGUGCUAGAAAGGGAAUAUAGAGUUAUUGUUGAUUCCGAUGAGGAGAUUGAAAGAAGUUUCUCCUGCUUAAUUGAAGAGAAGAAAACAGGAAAAGAUGUACAUUACUAUUCCAUAGAAGAGGCCAAGAAAGAAACUUCCAGAAUUUUAAGGAAAGCAAGAAGGCAGAAAAGAAAAUACAGCAAUCUUAUAAUUAUUAAUUGAAGGUGCAAGAUGGGUCAGCACGAUCAGUAUGUAAAGAAGCCUUUCUUCUAGGUAAUUGGAUCCCUUAUCUUGCAUUUGAAUAUAAAUGCCCACUUUUGCAUGCUGUCCAUUAUGCUUAUCCUGAGCCUUCUUGCUUUUUCGUACAUCCUCCUUUUUUUUUCUUUUCCACUGCUCAAAUAUCCCUCCAUAUCUUUUCUUCCUUUUCCUUUCCCCCCUCUCCCACUUUGGAAUCUGGACCACUAACACACCACUUUCACUCAAAAGAUGAGCAUAACUCUAACUUACUCUUCACAUAAAAAAGACCCUUUUGUGUUAGGGAAGGCUCUUUUGUAGGACAUUAAAAUAAGUUUGAGCCAUUCCCAUUCUUAGCUUUUCUUUAAAAUGAAGCAAAGCUAGUAGAUAUAUCGGUUCCUCUUAACAUUGUAAUGUUCCCUUUUUGUUGUGGGUUUUUGGGAAUGGUGGGGUUUGAAUGAUGAAGCCCAUUACCAACUUUUCUUUUCUUUUCUUUUCUUUCUUCUUUCCCUUUGGAAAGUCCACGUUUCACUGAAUUUAACAAAGCCCACAAACCAGAUAUUGUUGUCUGCCAGUCCAACCAAGUCCCACAUGGAUGUUCUGUUUUAUCAAUACCCUGUUUUCUGGACCAUGAUUUGGGAAUCACGGGUUAUUUUACAACCCAUAAACUUCCCAAUUUUUGUCCACACUCAAAUUUCUGUUAGGUAUUCUUUGAAAAUUGCGAUUCUAAAAAAUGGCAUAUGGUUCAGAAAAGUGUAGAGUAUUGAAUUUCAAUAUAUACACACUGUGAACAUGAUUUGAGCCAUGUGAUAUAAAAUAAAGUCGGGAGCGGCAUGAGCGUUGUUUAACAUUUAAAA